AUGAGCGGUGUGGGUGUGUUGUUUCAGGCCUACGACUGGUGGCUGCAUGACAUGUACCUUAACAAUCAGCUGCCGCUGCCGGUCAACUCCAACCCGGGCAUGGUGCUGCCUCCGCGCGCCUUCUCCUCGGCCGACGACGCCGCUCGCUUCGCCGCGCGCCUCAUCAUGGGCGUGGUCGAGCACAAGGCCGUGCUGGACAGAUUAUUUCUAAAAUUUGAAAUGUACAAGGUGAGCGUGCGCGGCGAGGAGCAGCUGGGCGAGCAGCUGCGGCAGGUGCUGCGCGAGGCGCCCCGCGCUGGCGCCGCCGCCGCCGGUGCGCUGCUGACGCCGAGCGCCGCGACGUGUUGCGGACGCGCGAGGCGCUGGCGCAAG
Gryllus bimaculatus (two-spotted cricket) is the source of this 372-nucleotide messenger RNA. Lineage: Eukaryota; Metazoa; Arthropoda; Insecta; Orthoptera; Gryllidae. The record is from the annotation of a GenBank genome assembly.